CAGCCUCACGUGACGCCGCGGCCACGUGACCCCCUCGCGAGCGCUGCGUUCCGGUCCCACGGCCCCGGGGUGCCGCACCCAGCCCCCUGCCCCACACCACCAUGCUGUCCCGCCUGCUCAAAGAACACCAGGCCAAGCAGAACGAGCGCAAGGAGCUGCAGGAAAAGAGGAGGCGAGAAGCCAUCACUGCGGCGACCUGCCUGACAGAAGCUUUGGUGGACCACCUCAAUGUGGGAGUGGCCCAGGCCUACAUGAACCAGAGAAAGCUGGACCAUGAAGUGAAGACCCUGCAGGUCCAGGCUGCCCAAUUUGCUAAGCAGACAGGCCAGUGGAUCGGGAUGGUGGAGAACUUCAACCAGGCACUCAAGGAAAUCGGGGAUGUGGAGAACUGGGCUCGAAGCAUUGAACUGGACAUGCGCACCAUUGCCACCGCCCUGGAGUAUGUCUACAAAGGGCAGCUGCAGUCUGCCUCCUCCUAACUCUCCUCCCUCCCCCUCACCUUGCCAUAGGGGCAAGAGGGACACUGAUGGGUCAUGAAUAAAACACAGCGUCCAUUUCUGUG
Messenger RNA from Octodon degus (degu), 562 nucleotides. RefSeq names its product biogenesis of lysosomal organelles complex 1 subunit 1 (gene Bloc1s1). NCBI's taxonomy places the organism in Eukaryota, Metazoa, Chordata, Mammalia, Rodentia, Octodontidae. The transcript has 4 exons. The record is from RefSeq and is a predicted model, not a curated record. Gene Ontology annotation, biological process: endosomal transport. Gene Ontology annotation, cellular component: BLOC-1 complex. Bases 102 to 479 code for a protein of 125 amino acids.